AUGAAAGUGUGGAAAUCAUAUCUUAUUAAGGAGGUUUUUGAGGAGAAUGAAGCAAUGGUGAUUUGCCAAAUCCCUUUAAGUCCAGGCUUUCCGAAGGAUAAGAUGGUUUGGAUGGGCACAAAAAAUGGUGAGUUUACUGCUAGAAGUGCUUAUCAUUUGUGCAAAGAAAUACAAGAUAAAGAAAGGGGCCAAUGCUCAAGUGGGGUGAAGGGGGAGGAAAUUUGGAAAGCAAUUUGGUUCAUGGAGCUAUUAAUGCCCAAUAUGAAUAUAGAAGAUGCAUGUCAACUGAGUCUGGAACUGAAGAAGGCCGAACCUCUUGUUGUGAUCGACAAAGUAGGUGGACCCAUCCUCUGGAAGGAGUGGUUAAUAAAUAAUGACCGUUUCCGACUCAAAACCUGUACUCCAUCUAAUUGGAUUGCGACGCGUAUUCUAGUCUACGUGGUGCACCCAAUCACAACGAAGGUUGAGACGAUACGCCCGGGGAUCCUAGCAACAUUUAUCUCCAACUACAAAUAUAAAAGCGGAAAAAUAUUGAAGAAAGGGGUUUACAAACAGAUUGCGAGAGAGAGAGAGAGAGAGCCGGAAGGAAAGGAAGGGAGAAGAGAAGGGAUCGCCUGUAAUUCUCCGUCGUUAUCGUGUUCUAACUGUUUCCGGCCACCGGAUCUCCCAGUAAUCAUGACUACAUCAAGGCGUCUUGCUGGUAGGAAGGUGGAGAAGUUUGAGAAGAACAUUACGAAGAGAGGAGCUGUGCCCGAAACAACCGCUAAAAAGGGCAAGGACUAUCCCGUUGGUCCUGUUCUGCUUGGGUUCUUCGUUUUUGUUGUCAUUGGCUCAUCUCUCUUUCAGAUAAUCAGAACAGCAACAAGCGGUGGCAUGGCCUAAACAUACCAGAACUUUGAGAGAUGGCAGCAGAUGGACUUAUGUCUUUCGACUCUUUUUGUUAGCUGUCUAGGAAACUGAUGAAUACAUUUACUAGUAAUCGUUCGUGUUGUGAAGAAUUCAAUUAACUUUUAAUAAAAGAGACGUCUUCCUUUGCUGCUUGUGAUAAA
Molecule: messenger RNA, 1049 nt
Organism: Alnus glutinosa
Lineage: Eukaryota; Viridiplantae; Streptophyta; Magnoliopsida; Fagales; Betulaceae
Exons: 5
Coding region: 1-882 (293 amino acids)
Biological process (GO): endoplasmic reticulum unfolded protein response
Cellular component (GO): endoplasmic reticulum
Source: RefSeq, a predicted model, not a curated record